AUGUCGUUCUACGGCGUGAAAUCCCACACCUACCGGCGUCAGCUCCGCGAGGAGGUGUCACCCCACGCCACAGGUGACCUUAUUGUCAAGCUAUUUGGGGAGGGUGUGGAUGUUCCCGUGCAGCCUCUCCCACAGUUGGGUGAACACGGUGCCCUCGUCUUUCCCAAGGAGGACGAAGUCCGCACCGACCUAGCGAGGCAGUCAGGCGUGAUCACCCGGAUGGAGCUAGGGGGUUACGUUGUGUGUGCGGCUGUCAUGGGCCUGGCACGUUCGCUGGGCAUUUCGGAGGAUCAGCUGCUGAGUGGAGCGGCACAUGAGCUUCAGGCACACGGGACGCCUCUGCUGGCGCAGCCCACGUCCAAGAACCACGUGGGUCACGCCGCAUCUAUGCGGACGCUCGGCAUGACCAUCCACCCGACGCCCUGUCCGCUUCAGGUGCCAUCGUUCCCUUCUGCGCAUUUCGAUGGGGCGUCCACCAUUCAGAGUGACCCGACACCAACAGAUGUCAAGCCCAUGAAGGAGGAGCAGGAUCACCCAACCGCUCCAGUGACUCUGGCAGCACCGCCGACGGUCUCGCGCUCUGCCAGGUAUCGCACGCGUCAGGGCACUAGGGCUGCAGAACGGGCCGUGCAUCAGAUUAGCAUGCUUGCCGCGUACGGUCAGCGGCCUGCAUCCAGCCGCUGGACAGGGGUGAGUUGGUGCCCACGGGGCCGAAAUUGGGGGGUUAAGAUGGUGUGCGGGCCAGGCACUGGUCAGCAGAUCAGGCUGGGUGCGUAUACUGUGGAGCUCAAUGCGGCGUAUGUGUAUGCCGCGGCUGCAUUUGUGAUCAGGCGCAAUGACCACAUCCCGCACACAAAGGAGCUGUCGGACGCGGAGAAGGCCUCCCUGAUCGGGUGCGUUCGCGACGACGUGCGUCAUCUGGUCAAGGCACGGAUGUGGUGGAGGUGGCGUCAGUGGAGGACAGCAAUGGCAGAGCUGGGCAUUGCUCCUGGUACUCCGUUCCCCCUCGAAAACAAUGGCGCUCGCUCGCCGGACAACAGCAGUGGUGAUGACGACGUGGAAGACCGGAUGGUCCACGAUGUGAAGGCGGAGGACAAGUAG
This is a messenger RNA of Closterium sp. Yama58-4, 1101 nucleotides long. The record is from the annotation of a GenBank genome assembly. Lineage: Eukaryota; Viridiplantae; Streptophyta; Zygnematophyceae; Desmidiales; Closteriaceae.